CAAUUAGUUAUUUCUCCUAUAUAUAUCGCCUCCUUCUCCCCCUUUCUUCAUUCAUUGUUAUUCUCUCUUUCCCAAUCCUGACUUCCUAGUUUACAAUUCUCUCAAGAUGCAGAUCUUUGUUAAAACUCUCGCCGGAAAGACGAUUACUCUCGAGGUGGAGAGCGCCGACACCAUCGACAACGUCAAGGCAAAAAUCCAAGACAAGGAAGGAAUCCCGCCAGAUCAGCAGCGUCUGAUCUUCGCCGGCAAGCAGCUUGAGGACGGCCGUACUUUGGCCGACUACAACAUCCAGAAGGAGUCAACUCUCCACCUCGUCCUCCGUCUCCGUGGAGGCAUGCAGAUCUUUGUCAAAACUCUCACCGGAAAGACCAUCACUCUCGAGGUGGAGAGCUCUGACACCAUCGACAACGUGAAGGCUAAGAUCCAAGAUAAGGAAGGAAUCCCGCCAGAUCAGCAGCGUCUGAUCUUCGCCGGCAAGCAGCUUGAGGACGGCCGUACUUUGGCCGACUACAACAUCCAGAAGGAGUCAACUCUCCACCUCGUCCUCCGUCUCCGUGGAGGCAUGCAGAUCUUUGUCAAAACUCUCACCGGAAAGACCAUCACUCUCGAGGUGGAGAGCUCUGACACCAUCGACAACGUGAAGGCUAAGAUCCAAGACAAGGAAGGAAUCCCGCCAGAUCAGCAGCGUCUGAUCUUCGCCGGCAAGCAGCUUGAGGACGGCCGUACUUUGGCCGACUACAACAUCCAGAAGGAGUCAACUCUCCACCUCGUCCUCCGUCUCCGUGGAGGCAUGCAGAUCUUUGUCAAAACUCUCACCGGAAAGACCAUCACUCUCGAGGUGGAGAGCUCUGACACCAUCGACAACGUGAAGGCUAAGAUCCAAGAUAAGGAAGGAAUCCCGCCAGAUCAGCAGCGUCUGAUCUUCGCCGGCAAGCAGCUUGAGGACGGCCGUACUUUGGCCGACUACAACAUCCAGAAGGAGUCAACUCUCCACCUCGUCCUCCGUCUCCGUGGAGGCAUGCAGAUCUUUGUCAAAACUCUCACCGGAAAGACCAUCACUCUCGAGGUGGAGAGCUCUGACACCAUCGACAACGUGAAGGCUAAGAUCCAAGACAAGGAAGGAAUCCCGCCAGAUCAGCAGCGUCUGAUCUUCGCCGGCAAGCAGCUUGAGGACGGCCAUACUUUGGCCGACUACAACAUCCAGAAGGAGUCAACUCUCCACCUCGUCCUCCGUCUCCGUGGAGGCAUGCAGAUCUUUGUCAAAACUCUCACCGGAAAGACCAUCACUCUCGAGGUGGAGAGCUCUGACACCAUCGACAACGUGAAGGCUAAGAUCCAAGACAAGGAAGGAAUCCCGCCAGAUCAGCAGCGUCUGAUCUUCGCCGGCAAGCAGCUUGAGGACGGCCGUACUUUGGCCGACUACAACAUCCAGAAGGAGUCAACUCUCCACCUCGUCCUCCGUCUCCGUGGUGGUAUGCAGAUCUUCGUCAAGACUCUCACCGUAAAAACCAUAACCCUUGAAGUGGAAAGCUCUGAUACCAUAGACAAUGUCAAGGCGAAGAUCCAAGACAAGGAGGGAAUCCCCCCGGAUCAGCAGCGAUUGAUUUUUGCUGGGAAGCAAUUGGAAGACGGCCGCACCUUGGCCGACUAUAACAUCCAAAAGGAGUCGACUCUUCAUCUUGUGCUGAGGCUUCGUGGAGGCAUGCAGAUAUUUGUUAAGUUCUAUGGAAACGAAAACGAAAGCGAAAGGACGAUAACCCUGGAUGUGCAGAGCACUGAUACGAUCGAUAAUGUGAAGGCUAAGAUCCAGGAGAGCGAGGGCAUUCCACAGGAGAAGCAGAGGCUUAUCUUCAGUGGGAAGCAGCUGGAGGAUACGUACGGCCGUACUCUUGCGGAUUACAACAUCCAGAAGGAGUCUACUCUUCACCUGGUUCUCCGUCUGAGGGGAGGCAUGCAGAUAUUUGUGAAGACAUUGACCGGAAAGACGAUUACGUUGGAGGUGGAGAGUUCUGAUACAAUUGAUAAUGUGAAGGCAAAGAUUCAGGACAAGGGGGGGAUUCCACCGGAUCAGCAGAGACUUAUCUUCGCCGGAAAGCAGCUGGAGGAUGGGCGAACUCUGGCUGAUUAUAACAUCCAGAAGGAAUCCACCCUUCACCUUGUGCUGCGUCUGCGUGGUGGUGAUUUCUAAGCAUGUGGUUUCUUUGUGUCCGUCUGUGUCGUUCUGAUUGAGUUGGAAUGGAAGUUUUCAUCCUAAUAUGGCCAUUAGGCCUUGGUAUUAAAUAAUUAUAGCAAUAAAUUUCUCGUAUUUAAUA
This is a messenger RNA of Mangifera indica (mango), 2312 nucleotides long. RefSeq names its product polyubiquitin-like. Gene Ontology annotation, cellular component: nucleus; cytoplasm. Lineage: Eukaryota; Viridiplantae; Streptophyta; Magnoliopsida; Sapindales; Anacardiaceae. The transcript is spliced from 3 exons. Gene Ontology annotation, biological process: modification-dependent protein catabolic process; protein ubiquitination. Gene Ontology annotation, molecular function: protein tag activity; ubiquitin protein ligase binding. The coding region runs from base 107 to 2188 and encodes 693 amino acids. The record is from RefSeq and is a predicted model, not a curated record.